UUUGUUCGUACUCACAAAAUUAUCGGUAAUUUUUUUCGUUCUGUUCAUUUCAUUUUUGAAGUUGCCAGUGCUCAGUGGUUGGUGGCGUAGCCCCGUCACUCCCCAAAAAGAACUACAAACAAAAAUUUCGCAGCUGAGCAGCAGUUGGCCGGCCGUUGCCAGUUAACCCAAUACCGCCAACAAAACUUUGAAUUACGGAUGAUCUUCAAUUUAAAUUCAGCUCUCUUGGUCCAAAAUUUCAGUUGCCACUCGACUCGAAUCUGUUCCGGCACUAGACUUACUCCAAUAUUGGCAUUGCAAACAGCGAUAUAUACAGGUAUUUUUUUUUCGCCAUUUACUAAAUUUCGGUAGCAUGAAUCCCUUUCGGCCACGCCAAAACCAAGCACAGCGCUUUAUAAUCCACCAACAGCAGUUGGAGCAGCGGCUGCAGGAGCAGGUGCAACUGGAGCAGGAGCAGCUGGAGGAGCUGCAACAGCGACAGGAGCAGCAGUUGCAGACAAUGCGGGCCGCACACUUCAAUCAGAACCAUGGCAUCGAUGCCUUCAUCCAGAACUUUAACGAACAUGUACAGCUGCACAACGCCCAUCUGGAUGUGGGCGGUGGCGAUGGUCUGUUCGUGUGGAGCGGUCGUCUACCGCCGGCAAUGGGUGCCCAAAACGGCAGUGGCGAUACACGCGAGCAGAUGCUCUUGGGCCACCUAAUGAUGCCAACGCUCUGACGAUGGUCGCCGUGAUCGCCGUGAUCGCCAUGAUCGCAGAGUGUAGGGGAUGAGUUGUGCGUGUACGAGUAGUCUCCGUUUUUGAAUACCUUCCCGACUGUUGUUACACACCACACAUUUGCGUUUGUCGCUCUAUUUUCGUAGCUGCAUCGAUUUCCAAUUUACAACACCCACCCACCCAUGGUCUAUCUAUCUAUCUGCACAUGGUCAACAGUUGCCGUUGUCUGGAAUUAACUCUCCUGUCGGCCUCAUCAUUACUGCGAUUAUGUAUUAUUAUUAUUAUUAUUUUGCUUUUUGUUGUUGUUUAUUUCAGACCAACAGCCGCCGUGUCGCCAUUGCGGACGCGAGCGGGCGCGCAUGAAAUAAUUUCCUGUUCAAUGAGCAAUUACUGUAAUAAAGAUACAUCUCAGCUCUGUUC
Messenger RNA from Scaptodrosophila lebanonensis, 1136 nucleotides. RefSeq names its product splicing factor 3B subunit 4-like. NCBI's taxonomy places the organism in Eukaryota, Metazoa, Arthropoda, Insecta, Diptera, Drosophilidae. Bases 353 to 718 code for a protein of 121 amino acids. The transcript is spliced from 4 exons. The record is from RefSeq and is a predicted model, not a curated record.